This is a messenger RNA of Syngnathoides biaculeatus (alligator pipefish), 3801 nucleotides long. It is a transcript of the gene scyl1, whose product is annotated as SCY1-like, kinase-like 1. Gene Ontology annotation, biological process: protein phosphorylation. NCBI's taxonomy places the organism in Eukaryota, Metazoa, Chordata, Actinopteri, Syngnathiformes, Syngnathidae. The coding region runs from base 111 to 2669 and encodes 852 amino acids. The record is from RefSeq and is a predicted model, not a curated record. The transcript has 18 exons. Gene Ontology annotation, molecular function: protein kinase activity; ATP binding.
CCGUGUUUUUCCGGAACCAUUUCCACCCGUUCCUUUUCCAAGCUCGUUCUAUUUCUCCCUCCGGUAAUGAGUCCUGUAUGUUUGUUUGAUGAGGAGUGAGGUGGAAAGAAAUGUGGUCCUUUUUCGCCAGGGAUCCAGUCAAAGACUUCGCUUAUGAAAUUAUUCCAGACAGCCAAGAUAAGUCUGGAAUAUGGUCGCUCCACCGGGGGAAGCGAAAGUCCAAUGCAGAGCCGGUGUCAGUGUUCGUGUACGAAGUGGCUCAAGGAUUGGAGCAGCAGACUCAACUGGCAAAGGCAGCCUUCAAGCGGAUGAAAACACUUCGCCACCCUAACAUCCUGGCCUAUGUUGACGGCUUAGAGACAGAGAAAAGCCUAUACCUUGUGACAGAACAGGUAAUGCCCUUGGCCGUUCACUUGAAAGAUGGUCCUAGUGAACUUGAGGUUUCCUGGGGUCUACAUCAGAUUGUGAAAGCUCUAAGUUUCUUAAUAAACGAUUGCCACCUACUCCAUAACAACUUGGGCUUGUGGGCCAUCUUUGUUGAUCGAGCUGGAGAGUGGAAGCUGGGCUCCCUCGACCAUGUUACCCCGGAACAGGGUGACCCGAGCGGGGCCUUGCUCCCUGAUCCGAAGGCAUUUUACCCAGGCAUGGAGAAGUAUGACCCGCCAGAGACACCUAAAUGCAGUGGAGAGAAAUGGGCUGGGGAAGUGUGGCGGUUGGGCUGUCUGAUCUGGGAAGUGUUUAACGGGCCACUUCCCCGAACAUCCUCACUCCGUUCACUGGGGAAGAUCCCCAAAGCCCUGGUUCCUCAUUACUGUGAGUUGGUCGGUGCCAAUCCACGGGUUCGGCCCAAUCCACGCUGCUUCCUCCAGAACUGCAGAAGCCCCGGAGGGUUCCUCAGUAACAGCUUUGUGGAGAGCAACCUCUUCCUGGAGGAGAUCCAGAUCAAGGAACCAGCAGAGAAGCAGCAAUUCUUCCAGGAUCUGAGUGACAACCUGGACUCUUUCCCAGAGGACUUCUGUAAACACAAGGUCCUGCCUCAACUGCUCACUGCCUUUGAGUUUGGGAAUGCAGGUGCUGUGGUCCUCACUCCACUUUUCAAGGUGGGGAAGUUCUUGUCUGCUGAAGAAUACCAACAGAAGAUCAUCCCUGUCAUCGUGAAGAUGUUUUCCUCUACAGACAGAGCUAUGAGGAUACGACUGCUCCAGCAGAUGGAGCAGUUCAUUCAAUAUCUUAAUGAAGCAGCAGUGAAUUCCCAGAUCUUCCCUCAUGUUGUUCACGGCUUUACCGACACCAACCCUGCCAUCAGAGAGCAGACUGUUAAGUCAAUGUUGCUGCUGGCUCCCAAACUCAAUGAGUCUAACUUGAACCAAGAGCUCAUGCGCCAUUUUGCCAGGCUGCAGGCCAGGGAUGAGCAGGGCCCUAUCCGAUGCAACACCACUGUCUGCCUCGGAAAGAUCGCCUCCUAUCUCAAUGCCGGGACACGACAGCGAGUUCUGAUUUCUGCAUUCUCACGAGCCACAAAAGACCCCUUUGCAGCAUCGCGUUCUGCUGGUGUGCUCGGCUUCGCUGCCACACACCACUACUACAGCCUAACAGAGGUUGCUGCCCGAAUCUUGCCUACGCUUUGUGCUAUUACUGUCGACCCUGACAAGAGCGUCAGGGAGCAGGCUUUCAAAGCUAUCAAGAGUUUCAUCUCCAAGCUGGAAACUGUAUCAGAAGAUCCUACCAAGCUGGCUGAGAUGGAGAAAGAUGUUGGGUCAUCUUCGCAGCCACCCGGCACCUCUUCUGGCUGGACCGGCUGGGCUGUGACCGGUAUGUCCUCAUUGACAUCAAAGUUGAUACGGAACGCACCAGGGACAAUGGGAGGUGAGACAGCUGAGAGCAGUGGGGCUUCAAAUGCCACCAGCGUGACUCCCACCGACACCAAUGUUUGUCCUGGUUCUCGAGAAAAAAAUCCACACACCUACCUGACCCCUAGUUCUAAUGCCUCAAGCCCUGUGGACCGGUCACAUACUCUUGAAGGGACGGAUAAUGAUGAGGACCCAGAAGAACGUUGGGAUGAUGAGGAAGAUUGGGGAAGUUUAGAGGACUCAGAGAAAUGUCGAGCUGAGAAGGAUGACUGGAAUACUGAUUGGUCAGGGAUAAAAUCAUCCAAAAAGAACCCCAGUGAACAAGGCGCGGCCAGUUCAUCAUCCACCAUGGGGAUGAAAAAGCAAAGCUCGGACUGGAGCAGUUCGGGCUGGGAUGCCGACGACAGCUGGUCCAACGAGAAAGAGGGCCAGUGCCAGAGUUCAGCCGGUGAGGAGGGUUGGGACAACGAAUGGGCUGAGGAGGAGAGUCACGUCGUCAGUCGCGCCCUGCCUGAGGGGGUCCGUUUGGCCAGCGAGUACAACUGGGACAGCAAAGGAGCCAGUCAGAGUGACCUCUUUGCUUGUGUGGCACAGAGAAACACAGCUGCCCCCAUGGGUGAUGCUGGCUGGAAUGCAGACGCAACAGAAGACUGGGGCACUGAAGAAACUUGGGAAGCGUUAGAUGGAAAUCAAGGUUUCAGCAAGGCCGAGCUGUCCAAGAAGAAACGAGAGGAACGAAGGAAAGAGCUGGAGGCCAAACGGGCGGAGCGCAAGGCGGCCAAAGGUCCCCUCAAGCUAGGUGCACGCAAACUGGACUAAUGGUGUGUUUCACGCGGUACGACCAUGUCCUGCAUUGCCUCAGCGAAGGCCACGAUAUGGAAGCUCCACAUUCCGAAUGACAUGCCACCGACGAAAAUGGAAACUUCUUUUUGGACUGUCACUCACUUGGACCACGUAGCUUUGGAUUUUUUGCUGAUCAUCACAGAGAUUGACACCGCAGCAAUCUCUUGUUUAUCUUGCAUUGUAUUAUUAAAUGGGAGCAGAUAGCAACAGGAAUUCAUGACAAUAUUCAUGUUUGCGCUUCAUAAAACAGUUGUAAAGUAAAUGUAUAUAAAGUGAUCAAAUACUAAUGUAAUUAUAGAUAAAUAUACACACACACACUCGCAGAGGGGCAAAAAGGUAUUAUUAGGUCAGCCACCAAUUGUGCACGUUUCACCAUUUAAAAAGAUGAGAGAAGCCUGUAAUUUUCAUUACAGGUAAACCUCCCUUAUUGAGACAAAAUGUGUGUGUGUGGGGGGGGGGGAAUCCAGAUAAUUCCCAACACGUCUGUAGGUUGCAGAUGGCCACAAAGUUUGCAAUAGCGAAAAUUAAGUUGAUGGCAGAAAGGGCACAGACAGAAAAGCGUGGAGCUGCGCACCUUUUUUGACUUAGAGACUUUUCUGACUUAGAAUAUAUAUUUAGUGAGGCCGAUCAAUAACUUUUAUGAACAGGGACAAUUGACACGAAGACACAUGACAGGUUACAGUACAUUAAAGGUGUCGAACAGAUUUCUUGCACGCAACAGAAAGAGCAGCAGCAACACACAAACAGAUUAGAAAUGUUUGUUUGUUCCUCCUCAAUUUCUGAGGAAGGCUUAAUGUUAAGAUGGAGAAAUUCAAGAAUCAGACUUGUCCCCCUUCCUUUUUAAAACUGUAAUUCUGUAUUUCCAGUGGAACCACAUGGUCAUUUUUAUAGUUUUUUUAUGAAUACUUUUUUUUUUUUUUUACACUGCUCACUUUGCUCCAGUUUCGAAGGAGGUUCACCUCUGUGUUUCUUUUUUUGUGUGCCUUCUUUUACGUUGUUGGACAAGACUGUUGGCUCACAUCCCAGUUUUCAAAUGACAAACUGUCACAUUCCAUCAAAAGUGAGUUAAAAAAAAUAAAUUCUGCUGGAGGAUUUAACUUCAGGCUGA